Messenger RNA from Echinops telfairi (small Madagascar hedgehog), 1736 nucleotides. RefSeq names its product meiosis specific with OB-fold (gene MEIOB). The transcript has 14 exons. Lineage: Eukaryota; Metazoa; Chordata; Mammalia; Afrosoricida; Tenrecidae. Gene Ontology annotation, biological process: resolution of meiotic recombination intermediates. Gene Ontology annotation, molecular function: single-stranded DNA 3'-5' DNA exonuclease activity; single-stranded DNA binding. The coding region runs from base 65 to 1495 and encodes 476 amino acids. The record is from RefSeq and is a predicted model, not a curated record.
AGGAAAAACAGAAGGAACUUCAAGGACACCAUAUCACGAACACCAGUGACCAAAGGACCACGCAAUGCUAAGGGAUAAGAGAAUGCCAGGCUCCUUUGCUCCGCAGACGUUCACAGCCCUUUCCGGUCUCCAUCCAAACCUGGCUAAUCUGAAAAUAAUCGGUAUAGUUAUUGGGAAAACAGAUGCCAAAGGCUUUCCAGACAGAAAAAAUAUUGGAUCAGAAAGAUACACCCUGAGUUUCACUAUGCGGGACUCACCAACCCACUUUGUGAAUGUGACCUCCUGGGGCAGUGAACAUUACAUCCGAGGCCUCUCUGACAGCUUCCGAGUUGGCGACUGCUUGAUCAUUGAAAAUCCACUGGUCCAAAGAAAGGAACUGGAGAGAGAAGAAAAAUUCAGCCCUGCAACUCCUAGCAACUGGAAACUGUUGCUCAGCGAGAGCCAUUCGACAGUCAGCGUCUGCACCAGUGACAAAGUGGACUCCAGCUUACUGGCCUUGAUACACGUGCCCGUGAAAGAGCCUCAUGACUAUUAUUCCCUGGGGGACAUUGUGGCCAAUGGACAAAACCUGGACGGGAGAGUCAUUAACGUGUUGGCAGCUGUAAGGGCGGUCGGAGAGCCGAAGUGUUUUACCACCGCCGACCGCAGGCGAGGCCAGCGCUGUGAGGUGAAGCUUUACGACGAGACAGAGGCUUCCUUCGCCAUGCUCUGCUGGGAUAAUGAAUCUAUUUUGCUUGCUCAGAGCUGGACGCCGAGAGAAACAGUGAUAUUUGCCUCUGAUCUAAGAAUAAGUUUUGACAAAUUUCGCAACUGUAUGACUGCAACUGUGAUUUCAAAAAGCAUCAUUACAACCAACCCAGAUACCCCAGAAGCUAACAUUCUACUGAACUUUGUAAGAAAAAAUACAGAAAAUGCUCAGGAUAGUGACUUUGACAGUUACCUGAAAGAAUCCAUAAACUUGAAUACAAUAGUCGAUGUGUACACAGUGAAGCAGUUAAAGGUGAGAGCUUUGAAGAAGGACGGGAAUGCAGACCCUGUCUACGGCAUCCUGUACGCUUACAUGUCAACACUGAGCAUCGAUGAUGAAACCACCAAAGCUGUGCGCAAUAGAUGUUUGGGCUGUGGUUAUAUCGUGAAUGAUGAAACCAAAGCCUGUUCCACUUGCAACAAGGACUCUUUGGCCUUUCCGUCAGCCUGUCCUAGCUUGGACCUUCUUGUCGACCUCACUGACCACACAGGCACCCUCCACUCAUGCAGCCUCGCCGGGAGCACCGCUGAGGAAACACUGGGUUGCACAGUCAACGAGUUUCUAGUGAUGACAGCAGAGCAUAAAACGGCCUUAAAGUGGCAAUUUCUUUUGGAAAGAAGCAAAAUUUAUUUUAAACUGGUUCUGUCACCGCGAGCGAGGGGUGGCUUCAGAAUUAGCGUGCUCUCCUGUAAGCUUGCCGAUCCGGUGGAGGCGAGCAGGAGCUUGUCUGGACAAGGAAGUACUUAGACGGCUAUUGUUUGAGACUUGGACAAAUAGAGUUUUAGCUCCCCUUAAAGUGGACUGUUGUUUGUAAAUCAAAGAUUUUGACCAGAUGUGCAAAACAUGUUUCUAGAAAGCACUGCUUGCUUCUGGAUGGAAUUGGCCUGAGGAGGAAGUCUCCACAGAGGCCACUCCGCCAGCUCCAGGGGAAAGUGUCUGAUGAAUAAACAAGCUCAUCUUCCCACAGAUGGGUGCUUUCUCCUCUGGA